AUGGACUCCACUAGCUCUCGCAAGCGAGGCCGCGAUGAUGAGGGGAGCGACUGCGACGCUCCACGCAAGCAUGUGCAACCAGCACAUAACCCAUCCCGGCCGGAGACUCAUGGUGGCUGCGACGCGCUGCCGCGUCCCGCACAGCUUUCAGCGACCGUUGGUGGAAUGUCACAGCCGAGCAUGGCUGCUCCGACACCAAAUCUUCCUCAACACUCCGCCGCGGCUUUUCUGAAGGAAAACUCGCAGCCGAUGACUGUUAACUCUGUUAGGAAGAAGAAGGGCAAGUCCAAGCGCCGGAGGGCUCCUUCUACUUCACAGCUCCCCGAGAAGCCUGCAAUCAACGCCUCAGACACUGAAACCGCGUCGCAAUCUCCGUGCCCAAAGGAGGUCCCUCGAAGCGCCAACGGAACAGCUAGUUCUCAACCGCACGCCAGCGAUCCUGCACCUGAAGAUUUCACGCUGGCUUCCUCAAGGGGCGCUCGUCGACGUGCGAGGGCCCUUGCCUCGUCUCCUGUGCUCCCCGCUGACCCAGCCGUAGCAGGCACAGUUUUAUUCAAGCCGUCAGCACCGAACGGUGCCUUCAUGCAGAGUUCGCGUCUGGCGCUGGCGUCUGCGUUAUCUUCGCGGCCCGGCGUCAUCAAAGUGCGAGUCAACAGCCGCCGAAAUAUCGUGGCAGCCGACGUGUCCUCACGGGAGUGCAUCGAGGAGCUUCUUGGUGUCACGGAGCUCUGCGGCAUCCCGGUGUCCGCCCGACUUCCCGCUGACCGAGGAUACAGCACGGGGUACCUGCAUGGUGUGGAGGGCGAUCUUACGGACGACGAUCUAUUACAGUCCAUUGAGUCGAGCGUCCCGUUGGUAUCUGCUGCCCGCAACGGGAACACAGUGACGCUUCGAUUUGCUGGCCCUGUUCCGCCGGAGCAUGUGAGCCUCUACAAGCUGAGGUGUCGUGUGCGUCCAGCCAGGCCGCGUCCACUGCAAUGCCUGCAGUGUGGCCGCCUUGGACAUGCAACAGCGACCUGCCGGCGAGCCAAUUGCUGCCUACGCUGCGGCCGGAGCCACCCCUCUACAGAGAGCUGCAGCGCCAGACCCCGUUGUGUCAACUGCGGUCACAACCACCCUGCAAACACUCCUACCUGUCGUAAAUGGCAAGAGGAACGCAAGGUGGCGACCAUCAUGGCCUCCUCUACGGUCCCACUUUCAAGGCGCGCUGUGCGAGCUAUGGUACAGGAAGCGAAUCACUCACAGCUUCCGACGCCUCCUGCUAGCGCAGCCACCCGCACGUAUGCUCAGGCCGUCUCCGGCACACCGCCUCCAGCACCAACACCUGCUGUUCCUCAACGGUUGAUGCCUGCUCGGUGCUGCCUAGCCCCGCUUCCAAGGCUUCCCCCGUAA
Molecule: messenger RNA, 1392 nt
Organism: Rhipicephalus sanguineus (brown dog tick)
Lineage: Eukaryota; Metazoa; Arthropoda; Arachnida; Ixodida; Ixodidae
Exons: 1
Coding region: 1-1392 (463 amino acids)
Source: RefSeq, a predicted model, not a curated record